GGAAAGCGUUAUCUAAGCGGUAUUGGGUCAGCCUCUCGCAAUACUCUUUACCAUCUGCAUAACGGCCGGGAUGUUAUUCUUCUUACUACAUGUCGUCAUGGCUACGAUUGGAAGAGGUUCGCCGACGAUCGUUGUGCCAUAGACAUGGAUAAUUAUGACAGGUGA
Molecule: messenger RNA, 165 nt
Organism: Protopolystoma xenopodis
Lineage: Eukaryota; Metazoa; Platyhelminthes; Monogenea; Polystomatidea; Polystomatidae
Source: the annotation of a GenBank genome assembly